AUGGCCAACCGAUCUGUCGCUGGUGGAAUUGGCUUCUCCGUGCUCGCUAAGCAAGCCUCGAAAUUCAGCGAAAAAGAGAGCGAGGCAAUUCUUGAAUGGGUCAAGCGAGUUUCUGGUGAAAACAUCAGCACAGCAGGUACUCCCGAGAAUUUCCAGAAGCUUCUCAAGGAUGGAACUCUCCUUUGCAAAGUGGCCAAUGGAAUCGAGGCGGGAAGUGUGAAGAAAAUCCAGAAACCGAUCUCGAACUUUGCCUGCAUGGAGAAUAUUAAUGCUUUCAUCGAGGCCGGCAAGAAGUUCGGCGUGCCAACCGAGGAAACUUUCCAGUCGGUGGAUCUUUUUGAGGGAAGAGAUCUUUUCGCUGUUUGCAUGAUGAUGCUCUCACUUGGACGCAUUCUUCAAAAACAAGGAAAAACGAAUCCCUUUGCC
This is a messenger RNA of Mesorhabditis belari, 426 nucleotides long. The record is from the annotation of a GenBank genome assembly. NCBI's taxonomy places the organism in Eukaryota, Metazoa, Nematoda, Chromadorea, Rhabditida, Rhabditidae.